UAAUCACGUCACAAAAUUGACAAAAUCGAAAACAAGUUGCUUACCAAAUCACAACAAGUGUUAAAAUUUGUUCUUCAUAAAAACAGAGCAUUAUAUAACAAAAUAGAUAUGAAAACAAGAAAAUGAUACAAUCAAAUCAAAUGGAUCCCAAAAUCUGGAGUCGAUUACCAGAAGAUGUAUUAGAGCAUUUGCUUUCAUUUCUUCCAUUAAAAGCUUUCUUGAAACUCAGAUCAACUUGUAAGCAUUUCAAAACUCUUCUUUUUUCACCCCCUUUCAUUUCUAAACACUCCCCUUCUUCUUCUUCUUCUUCUUCACCUUUUUCUUCGUUUUUCUUACUUUCACAUCCACAGUUUCCUAGACAAUACCCUUUAUUCGAUACUGUUCAUAACAACUGGCGGAAUUUAUCUCUGUGUAUUUCCCCUGUUUUGCCAUCUUCUUCCUCUGUUCUUUUAUCUUCCUCUAAUGGGUUGCUUUGUUUUACUCGCCCAAGUUCUACUUCUUUCAUUAUAACUAAUGUUUUAGCUAGAUCUUCUAGGGUUUUAGAAUACCCAAAUUUGCCUUUUUCUUUUGAGUCUGUUACUUUGAUUUCUUCAGCUAAUAAUGGGUAUAAGCUGUUUGUGAUGUCUGCUUUUGGAUCUUCAAGUAAAGUUUUUGUUUAUGAUUCUUUGGUUCAUUCCUGGAGUCAAUUUGGGGGAUUUGAUCGGAUUUUAAAUGAGAAUCAUCAUCAAGAAGGGGUUUUUCAUGAUGGGUAUUUGUGGUUUAUUACACCGGAGCCUUAUUUUAUAGUUUCUAUUGAUCUUGAUAAUGGGGUUUGGAAAAGAUCAAAUUUUGAGCUUCCUAGUGAGGUUACUUUUGCUAGAUUGGUGAGUGAUGGGGAUAAAAAAUUGUUCUUGAUUAGUGGAAAUGGGAGUAAUGGGAUUUCAAGAAGCAUGAAGUUGUGGGAAUUGAAUGGGGAUUCUAAGAUUUGGAUUGAAGUUGAGAAUGUGCCUGAAUUGAUUUGUAGGAAGUUUUUAUCUGUUUGUUAUCAUAACUAUGAACAUGUUUAUUGUUUUUGGCAUAAAGGGUUGAUUUGUGUGUGUUGUUAUUCUUGGCCUGAGAUUUUGUAUUAUAAGGUUUCUAGAAGGACUUGGCAUUGGCUUCCUAAAUGCCCUUCAUUGCCUGAUAAAUGGAGUUGUGGAUUCAGAUGGUUUUCCUUUGUUCCUGAGUUAUAUGCAUUUGUGUAAUAGUAACAUCUGCCGCAGUGGUGGGACUGCUCCACCCUUAGUCAGAGUUCUCGUUGGGAGCGAAUCCAUGAAUGGGCCUGCCAGAAGUGUAUGAUUUGGAUUUAGUCGGGCCUGGGCGGGGAGAAGAAAAACAUCAACCGGUUCUUGAAGGUGAAAUCCUGUACUCCUGGAAGUGUUUGGUGUUUGUUUCUCGACUCUCUUUAUUUUUGUUUUGUUUUGGUGUAUAUAAAGUGGUAUUAUCUGUGGUUUAUUUGUUACAGUUAGCAGUGAUCUAUCAUUAUAUGAAAAUAAACCUUGUAGAAGCAUUGUUUGGUUGAAAGAAUUUGUGUUGUUGAACUUUGGUGUACUUUGAAAGCAGUUGAAAUGUAUUGAUCUUCGAAUGUGAUUGAUGUCUC
This is a messenger RNA of Solanum lycopersicum (tomato), 1618 nucleotides long. RefSeq names its product F-box/kelch-repeat protein At5g43190. NCBI's taxonomy places the organism in Eukaryota, Viridiplantae, Streptophyta, Magnoliopsida, Solanales, Solanaceae. The record is from RefSeq and is a predicted model, not a curated record. Gene Ontology annotation, molecular function: protein binding.